AUGUUAAAAAUUUAAAGAUCAAAAAGUUGUGAUGCUAUUCUAAUAACUCUAAAAAAUCUUGAUAAAGGAGACAAUUAAUCAUAGUAAUCAUUUAGGGUCUAUGAAAACUCAACAAUUUUAGAUUUAAUUGUUCAUAUCAAUAAAAGUUAGCAAACUAAGUCAGAUAUUAAACUAUACUUUGAACAAAAUAUUUAAUUUACAGGAGAUUUGAAUCAAUAUUUAAUAGAUAUUAUAAAGAAAACGAAAAAUAGAAGCAUAGGGUAUAGAUUGAUUGAAUAGCAUCCCUAAACGAAAUCUGAGUAUGUAAAAAUUAACUAAUAUACUUAAUCUGAAAUAUAUCCUGAAAAAAGAAUCAUUGCUACCUAAAUCCCAAGUGUUGAAUAAUAUAAUCCAGACCUAAAUAUUAAUACAUAAAAUUAAGUUGUGAAAAAUUAAUUAAGAAACAAAGAAAACUAUGAAGAAGAAAGAUCAUAAAGAAUUGAUAAUUUUGAACAAUUCAAAUAAAUGUAAGAAAAAGCUUCUUAAUACCAAUAAUUUUCAUAAUUAGUGUCAAAAACAGAAAAUAUUCACCAUGAAUAAUAAUAAUCCAAUCAUCAAUAGAGCAUGUCUUAAAAUUAUAAAAAUCUUGAAAUUGAAAAUUAAAAACUAAAGGAUGCAUUUAAAACCUUAUAGAAUUAGAAUCAAAUUUUGGCUGAAGAAAACAAUAGACUAAAGAUUGAAAACUAAAUUUUAAAAGUUAAUUAGAACAAUCAAUAAGUAAAAUAAAUUUCUCCAGUUUCUGAAAGAUAAGAAAACAAAUUACAUGAAACCACAUAAUUCACUAAUAAAUGCAAACAUCAAAUUAAAGAGAAAUAAUUGGAAUAAAUUUUUACUUAAGCAUUGCUCAAUAAAUAGUUUGCAAAAUGUCCGUAAUGCAAUCAAAAUAUUAGCAAUAAGCUAUGUUAGUAAUUUAUAAUUUUUGGGCGCUAGUAUCUUGAUAUGAAGAAUUAAAUGGAUUUGUAUGUUUUAAGUGAAAAUAUACAAUAAAAGUUGAGAUAGAAUAAAGAAUAAUCUUUGGUUCGAUGUUCAAGCAAAAAUUGUAAUUUCAUAUGUAUUUGGUAAUAAAAUUUGGUAACCUAAAAGCAACUAGGAUUUUGCCCUAUUUGUUUAUCUAAUUCUUUAGGCAAUCCAUAAAUUAAAGGCUAUCGAUAGAGCAAUUUAUUACUAAACAAAGGAACUAAAUGAAUUAUAAAAAUAAAUUAAAAUUUAUAAUAUUGUAAAAA
This is a messenger RNA of Paramecium tetraurelia, 1262 nucleotides long. RefSeq lists its product as uncharacterized. NCBI's taxonomy places the organism in Eukaryota, Ciliophora, Oligohymenophorea, Peniculida, Parameciidae. The record is from RefSeq and is a predicted model, not a curated record. The transcript has 2 exons.